Messenger RNA from Geodia barretti, 2478 nucleotides. The record is from the annotation of a GenBank genome assembly. Lineage: Eukaryota; Metazoa; Porifera; Demospongiae; Tetractinellida; Geodiidae.
AUGACUACGGGCCAACGGCAGGUUGAGCUUCGGUUCGAUGCAGUAGCGAUCGAUCGCAAGUGGCAAGAGCGUUGGGAGCGCGACGGUAUCUAUCGGGUUGAAGACGAAGAUCCGCGUCCCAAAUGGUUCGAGAUGACGAUGUACCCGUAUCCGUCGGGUGACUUGCACAUCGGUCACUGGUAUGCCUUGGCGCCAUCGGACGCCCACGCCCGUUUCCGGCGGAUGCAGGGGUACAACGUGCUGCACCCGAUCGGUUUUGACGCCUUCGGGCUGCCGGCGGAAAAUGCCGCGAUAUCCCGAGGUAUCCAUCCCUACGAAUGGACAAUGUCCAACGUAGAUAACAUGAGACGCCAAUUGCGUUCGAUAGGGGCGGUGUAUGACUGGGACCGCGAAGUGGUAUGUUGCCUCCCCGAAUACUAUCGCUGGAACCAGUGGUUCUUCAUAAAAUUGUACGAGCAGGGUCUGGCUUAUCGUGCCAAAGCGCCGGUGGUGUGGUGUCCGUCGUGUCAAACCGUCUUGGCCAACGAGCAGGUGCUGAACGGAGUAUGCGAAAGGUGCGACACACCGAUAACCCGCCGUGAUCUGGAGCAGUGGUUCCUCCGUAUCACCGACUACGCGGAUCAGUUGCUGAAUUUUGACACGCUGGAAGAGUGGCCUGACAAAAUCCUGACCAUGCAACGCAACUGGAUCGGCCGCAGCGAAGGCGUUGAAAUCGGUUUUGACAUUUCCGAGAACGGAUUGGACGAACGCGAAAUCAAAACCUUCACGACCAGAAUAGAUACCAUUUUCGGGGUAACAUUUUUGGUCCUGGCGCCCGAACACCCGCUGGUUACGCUCCUGACCUCCAAUAGCCGGCGAGAAGAGGUUGAGGCGUAUAUCGCCCAGGCCCGCCGCACAUCUGAAAUCGACCGCCUGUCAACCGACAAAGACAAGACCGGUGUGUUCAUUGGCUCAUACGCCCGCAACCGGUUGAACGGCGAACAAGUGCCGAUUUACAUCGCCGACUACGUGCUAACCACCUAUGGCACGGGCGCCGUGAUGGGUGUGCCGGCUCACGACUCCCGGGACUUGGCGUUCGCGCGCAAGUAUCGGUUGCCGAUUCGCACGGUCAUCGCACCCAUCGAAUGGGACGGCAGUGAACCAAAGGAUGCGUACCUUGGCGAAGGAUUCAUGACCAAUUCCGGCGCCUACGACGGUAUGACCGACCAGGAGGGUAUGAAGGCCGUUGCCAACGACGUUGAACGCCGGGGUUGGGGCCGACGAGCCGUUACCUACCGGCUGCGUGACUGGCUGAUAUCCAGACAGCGCUACUGGGGUACGCCGAUUCCCAUGGUGUAUUGCGACGCAUGCGGCGUGUCUCCGGUGGCCGAAGUCGAUCUCCCAGUUCUGCUGCCAGAAGACGCAGAAUUUCGUCCGACCGGCGAAUCGCCCCUGGCCAUCAACGCUGAUUUCGUCAAUACCGAAUGCCCGCAGUGCGGUGGACCGGGUCGGCGUGAAACCGACACCAUGGACACCUUUAUGGAUUCAUCGUGGUACAUGCUGCGCUACUGCAGUCCCAGGUACGACGGUGGUCCAUUCGCCCCUCAAGCCGCUUCAGACUGGAUGCCGGUGCGGCAAUACACCGGUGGAGCUGAACAUGCCGUGAUGCACCUGCUUUACAGCCGGUUUUUCAUCAAAGCCCUGCGCGACAUGGAUAUGCUCAACAUCGACGAACCGUUCCUGAGGCUGUUCAACCAGGGAGUGAUUCUGGGUCAGGACCACGAGAAGAUGAGCAAAAGCCGCGGCAAUGUGGUCAACCCCGACGAUGUGAUCGAUCAGGUGGGAGCGGAUGCCGUCCGGUGUUUCCUGAUGUUCAUCGGGCCCUGGGAUCAGGGUGGGCCGUGGAGUGACGAAGGAAUAAAUGGCGUCGUGCGUUGGCUCAACCGCGUUUGGACCGUCGUGGAGCAGGAUGCGGCUCUUUUGGACCAGGCUCCAUCUGACCCCGUAGCCGUCAGGGAAACCCAGCGCGUUUUGCACCAAACAAUCCGCAAAUGCUAUCAGGAACUGGACCGCUUCAAAUUCAACACGGCCAUCGCGGCGCUGAUGGAACUCCUGAACCACCUGAACAAAGUGUGGAAUGAUCGGUCAGUGGACUCUUCGAUCUGGCAGGAAUGCGUCGAAAAAUUCCUCCUGAUGCUUGCCCCCAUGGCGCCGCACGUAGCCGAGGAGAUGUGGGAGCGCACGGGUCACGCCUACAGUAUUCACCAGCAGUUGUUCCCAACCUGGGAUGACGAACUGGCUGCCGAGGAGGAAAUAACCCUGGUGGUCCAGGUCAACGGUAAGGUGCGCGACCGCAUACCCGUCCCGGCUGGCAUCGCCGAAGCGGACGCCAGGGAGCUCGCCCUGGGUAGCCAACGGGUACAGUCCCAUAUCGACGGCAAGACGUUGAAGAACGUCGUUUACGUACCCGGACGGUUGGUGAACGUUGUCGUUGGCUGA